UCCUACUACCGUAUGACCUUGGAUUUUUCAUGAACCGUCAAAUCUUGUUCACAACUGGAAAUCAAUUUGAAAAACAUACGACGACAAUACGAAAUCCGUUCGAUAGCUUCAAAGACCACACGGGUAGCUUUYAUUGCAGACAAAUAAUUGGGCAAUCCACCUCUUGCCUUCCUGAAACACUACCGGGCCGACCCGUUGCUCUUGUACUUUUUCCUGCAUUACAUGAAUAUCAUGAAAAACGACGACAAUCGGAUGGAUGCAAUCGCAAACGCGGAACAUGACCAACGUGUCGAAGACGAGAGCAGUAAGCCGAGAAAAAAAYCCCAAAGUUGCGGCCUCAAGUYCACACCUCAGUGCCAUCGACAGCUUCCGCCGGCCACCGAAGMGGCAUCGAACCACAUUGACCCGAUUCCAAACAGCAAGACGACAAAUCCAAACGAAAAUACAAGGGCGACGUCGUUUUUGCUAAGGCUUUUGACGAGGGAGAUCGAGCGGGACGGGGGGGCAUGUUUGGCGACGACUCUCAAGGAAUAYAUUGUCGCCGAUCACGGACCCAGGGAACCGCUCCAGGUGAARCCGCUSUCGUCGUUGCCAACRGCACCGUCGCCUACGGUCUGUUACAAGAGCUCGAAAAAACGAAACCACCAGCUCAAUUCGCUCUUGACCCAGUCCAAYRUAGGAAAGCCAAAGCUGCUAGCGUUCUUAGAGAGCCAUCCGGACGUUUUUAGUGUCGAUCGGACCACAAUCCCCCACUGGGUGCGAUUGGUGGCRCCGGGGACAACAUCCRUUGACGGUGCCACCACGAGCAGGACURCCUCGUGCGUGGAAGUGGAGGGAGAACUGCGGAACAGGGUCUUUCAGAAAGCCCUCUACGUUUUGAGGAAACGCAAGGCCCGAAUGGACCGACGUCGUACCAAGGCUUCUGGUUCCAAUCGGACCGAAUUAGAUGCUGAUGCCGCUGCUGCUGCGCAAACCAGGGAUAGUGAGGACCCGGGUGUCUUUUGCCAUUGGCUGCUUCGGCAAUGCUCCUGGGAGUUUCACUUUUUUCUUCGGUACAACGGAUUCUACAUGGAUCCCAAACGCUGUGGAUACRAAAAUCCUUGCGAUGUGAAACAGGUAGGAAGCAGAGCAUGGGAGGAUGUUACGCUAAAAACAUUUGAAUGCACACUCUGCGUGGACAAGGACGAAAGGAGAAUGGAAGACAGAGGCGAUAGCUAUGGCGGUGAACCAAAGCAUSUUUCUUGGAUUCAUGUAGAAAACGGAAAGGCCUUUUUGAAGCAAUCAUCGGUGAAGGAACGGAAUCAUCACCAAACACAAUCCGACGAAGAUGACGCCGAGGGAGUCGAUCCUACCGCCUGCGAGAAAAGGAYCCWCGAACGACCAAUGAACCACAAMGACGAUACAAACGACGAUUCUACGUUGCGCCUUGUCCGCCGCAUCGACCAAAUUCUGACGGAMAUUGUUUGCCGAAAAGACGGUGGUCAUCAAGUCAGCCUGCAAUUGAUCUUGCACCGAUAUCCGGGGUUCAAGGAAUUGCUGGGGGGACGAGACCUAUGGACGAUGUAYUGCGACUUCUCGAAUGUCCCUGAUGUCCCCGAUGGCACGGAAACUGUUGAUCGCAAUGAUUCGAUUGAACCACCGACCCAGGCCAUACCUAAGUACUUUUUCCAAGCAAUAACGAUCAUCGACGAUGGACAAAACCUUAUCCUUCGGUCGAAACGUCCCAAGACCAACAAUAGUUGCUCCAGUGGUAGUGGUGAUGAUGAUCACAGUCUCAAAGGUUCCAAGGACGACAAAAGAAUGAAGGUUGACGAAGAGGGUUUGUAUUCUGUAACGAACAACAAGUGGGGGAGAGCCAUGUCGAAUCUUGUGAUACAGGGAUGUCGCGAGACCAAUCUUUACGGCAACAAUCAUUUUGCGGGUCGGGUUUGCAACCACGGCAGCRAGGAGCAAGUUGAGCUAAUCGAACAGAACGAAAAUCUGGAAUUGCAUUCCGAAAUGAAGAUCUCCAAAACGGUCAUUGAUCUGACUGCAUCCGUAGGUGGAAUGACGUUGGCCUUGGCGAGAUCAAACUUCUUCGACCGCGUGAUAGCUCUGGAAAUCGACCAAGUUCGGGCCAACCUGUGCCGAGAAAAUCUGGGCCGCUACGGCUUUCGCGAUGGACCGGCUACCAGUGGUCGAAGCGUUGUCGAAAUUCGCCACAGCGAUUCGGUCCAGCAGAUCCCCUCACUGCCACGCGGAGCCUGUUUCGUGAUCGACCCUCCCUGGGGUGGUUGGGAUUACAAGGGAAAGGUUCGGCGCCASCAACAGCUGAAACUGGGAGACACUCCCCUGGAGGAUGUUCUUGUGAAGAUAUCACACCACAACGCGCCCUGCAUUGUUGGUUUGAGGCUUCCAACCAACUUUCUCGUACAAGAUUUUCUGACAGCAUUGACGAAGAAAGAAGAACCAGCCAUCGACUUUGCAUGCCUGAGGGUCCGCAAGAUUGCUGUUCAAUUGUUUGUGGUCCUCUCGUUUCCGUCGCCCAAACCAAAAUGAGUUUCACAGGAGAACAAAGUGAACACAGCUAUUGACAGUAAGUUGUCCUUUUUUCUCGGGAGGCAUCUUUUGCGUUCCUCUAAAUGCUGUUCUAUCAAAGAACCAACAGUGUGAGAUUGGGUCACGAGGAGUAGCUACUUUUGGAGAACUAGGAUUAUUUUUAGAUUUUGAAUAGCGCGUAUUAAUACUGUAUUAUAAUAUGAUGUUGAGAUAGAAAUUAUCCUUGAUUUUAAUUUUACCAACAAAUAUUAUUUGGGUGGAAGAGUUGGACUAACAGUUGCAUAAUUGUUGGUUUUUCUUUAUUGUUUCUCGGGCAUUAUGCUAACUACUACCUUUGCUUGAUCUUGAAUAUACCAAUCAGCACCCA
Molecule: messenger RNA, 2905 nt
Organism: Pseudo-nitzschia multistriata
Lineage: Eukaryota; Bacillariophyta; Bacillariophyceae; Bacillariales; Bacillariaceae
Source: the annotation of a GenBank genome assembly